Molecule: messenger RNA, 2389 nt
Organism: Oryzias melastigma (Indian medaka)
Lineage: Eukaryota; Metazoa; Chordata; Actinopteri; Beloniformes; Adrianichthyidae
Gene: eif4ebp2
Product: eukaryotic translation initiation factor 4E binding protein 2
Exons: 3
Coding region: 197-541 (114 amino acids)
Biological process (GO): negative regulation of translational initiation
Cellular component (GO): cytoplasm
Molecular function (GO): eukaryotic initiation factor 4E binding
Source: RefSeq, a predicted model, not a curated record
CCGCAGCUCGUCGUGCUUCCUGCCUUGCUGAGGGAGGGGACGGUGCUGACGGCUGGGAGGACGAAAGGAGAGACAAGAUAGCUUUCUGAAAGCUAUAAAAGAGUGGGGAACGGCCCGGGAUUUCACCGUCCGUCGGGAAAUAAACAUCUAGAUUCACUAAAGCUGCUAGAAUUGUCACCGAAUCGGAAGCAGAAAAAUGUCUACUAGUCGUCAGCAUAGCGAGAGCAGGGCCAUCCCGACCAGGACGGUGUUGAUCAACGACACAACGCAGCUACCUCAUGACUACUGUACCACCCCCGGAGGCACUUUAUUUUCUACCACUCCUGGAGGAACUCGCAUCAUCUAUGACCGGAAGUUCCUCCUGGACAGGCGCAAUUCUCCCAUUGCCCAGACUCCUCCAGCACAUCUGCCUGUCAUUCCUGGAGUAACCAGCCAAAAUAUCAUGCGCGAGAACCAGAAAAAUGAGGCCAACAACCACAUCAACAAACACGAUGGAAAGCCCGCAGCAGGUGAUGACUCUCAGUUUGAAAUGGACAUCUAACCGACUGGAACCACACCAGCAUAAGGAAAGAACCUGGCCUCGUUCACGCCAGCGGCUUGGCUUGUAGAAACCAAUGUUGUGAGCCCUCAUGGCAGCCAUCUUCUUUAGCUCUCUGUCUCACUGCUGGAUUGCUGUCUUCAAACCAUGGGGAUUCAGUGAUAUCAUACAUGCACAGCAGCUAGGCCUGAAAAAUUCGGCUUUUUUGAGUAACCAGUUGCUGUAUAAAUCCAUGUUUGCACAACAAGGGAGUGGGUCUGAAGAUUUUGUAACAAGACAAAUUUCCCGGUUUGCUUGUUGCAGUUCUUGUCUUACAGUUUUCUGCAACUCAGGAUCUGCGACGCCAUAAAUGAUAAUCUUUAAAAAAGAAUGGGGGAAACGAUCAUUUUUCGAUGGGCCUUCGAAUGAAUUAAAGGCUUUCCUUUUUUUUGCUGCAGUUUUUGGUUUUGUUGAUCCUCAUAAGCAUGUUAUUUAAACCAUCCUAUCUUUUCCUGUUUGGUUUUACUUGAAACGUUCAAUAAUCCACUCUCACUAGGGCUGCUCAGUUUUUCAGUAUGUGGAUGUGUUUUGUUUCAAUUUCAUUUUAUUUUUUUCCAAAUUAUAGAAGUAUAAUUUCAUGCCAAACCAAGCUAUAAGUUACCAACAAAAGUUUGGGCAGUUUUUCCUUUUUAUUCAAACCACAACUGAAUGUGGAUCAUUUUAAAUCAACUGCUUAUGAAGCAGAUUUUAAAUAUUGCCACCUAAAUAAAUUUUAUUGAUUUAUAAAAUACAAAAAUAUAUAUAUUACCUAAUAUAAAGUUACGACCAAGAAGAAUUUCUGCGCUCAGCUCAGACUUUUUGUCUUUUUCAGGUAGUACUCUGCAAUCUAGCAGCUCUUGAAUAUCCAGAGCAGAUGGAAAUCUACAACAUGAUAAUAAUUCAUUUUUAUAUUCAGUUUCAGUUUUUUAAAUAAAGCUAACUUGAAAUGAUCCAGGUUUUUAUAUACAUUUUAUUUAAACGCAGUUGCCCAGUAUUUAGGGUUUUUUUGGGUGAAAAUUCUGACAAACUUUUACAUUUUCUCAUGAAAGAGAGGAAACUUUUAACUGCAUCAGGCUGAAUAGAUACUGUAUAUUUUAGAAAUUGAUCCCCCAGUGUCCUUAAUCCAUUUGACAUGAUCUUCUUUUCAUGCAUCAUAGCCACCCAUGCCUUACUUCACUUGAAAUGCAGUAACUAAACUAGUUUCCUUGUCAUCAGGUUGCACUUUCCAAGAAAGGUUUAUUUUUUCAAGGUAACACUGAAUAGAAGAGCAUGUACCUGACAGUGAAGCAAAACAUAUAUAUAUUUUUUGUCAUGAUUUCUCUCUUCAGACCGCUAUGAAGUUUUAAAAAAACUUUGGUGACAUUCAAAGGGGUUUCAAAUGUCGACGGCAUCUUUUUUCAAGUGCCACACUCUCAUUUUAACCCACAACUAUUUUUUUUGUUGUUGUUGUUUUCCACCACACAGUAUGUUUAGCGAAUUUUGCAAACCCGAGUAAAGGUUUCACCUUGUCUCUCAGAUCUACCGGCAGGAAUUCUUAAAUUGAUUUAUUAUUGGUACCCUCUGCAAAAUUUUUUGGUGACAAAAUCCCUGAGAGUCGGGACAAAACCUGUUUGAAUUGCACAUUCUUUGGUGAAAGUUUUCAUAUUACGACAUGCAGAUUUAUUUCAAUUGGUUUGACGAUGAGGGCUUGGUGUGUGUCGGAAAAAGGUUUUGAGGCAAAUUGACUGUAACCUUCUGUCUUGAUUUCAAAUAAUGUUUUAUUUCAAAUAAAACUUCGAUGCCAGUGGACACUGUUGCUGCGAGAUCAAUAAAAUUCUUUAACAGAGAAUAGAA